CGCUGUCUCGACUGCUGCCCCAGUCUGUAAUCUCGCACUGAAAAUAAGUAUUCAUCAUUUUCUGGAUCACUUUCAAAGUCGAAAUGUUGACAUGUAUCGGAAGUCCACUAUUAGAUAUUGUGGUGCACGUGGAUCGGGAGUUCCUGAUAAGACACGGUCUUGAACCUGAUGCAGCGCACGCGGCUGAUGGUGAGACCCUCUUCAACGAGUUGCAGGAUCUCAACGCCGCUUACGUUUGCGGUGGAAGUGUGACGAACAGUGUGAGGGUGCUGAAAUGGCUGCAGCCAGAAGCGCGGGUGGUUUACAUCGGGGCAAUAGGCGCAGAUACCGAGGGCGAUUUUCUUAUAAAAAAAUUGACAAGUGUUGAGUGCGAUUUCCAGGUGGACGAGAUCAGAAGAACAGGAAGAUGCGCAGUACUUGUGGACGGUCCUACGAGAACCCUGUAUACCGACCUCGGAGCCUCGACGUCGUUGAACCUGAGUCAUCUGCAGCGACCGGAAACGCUGAAGAAAUUGAACUUGACCAAAUUUGUUUACUUCUCAGCGUUUCUCCUUAGGGCAUCCAAAGAAUACGUUGAUUUCCUGCUAGAUUCUGGUAAACAAAUACUCUUUAAUUUGGGCGCUGCCUUUCUGUGCGAUCUAUAUCCAAUAGAAAUGACAAGGAUCAUUAAAAAAUCCAAAGUUAUUUUUGGCAAUGAACUGGAAUUGAGGGCUGUGGGUAAAAUGAUAAAGUUAUAUGCGGAUGAUUGCAAGGAGUUAGGUGGUCAGGUGUACAAAUCUCUUUGCGAAAUCGAUCAGAUUCUUGUAAUCACAAGAGGCGAGAGGUCAGCUCUGGUGUUCGCAAAGCAACAGAUGAAGGAGUUUGCAGUCGAGCAAGUGAACAACGUCGUGGACACCAACGGCGCCGGGGAUGCCUUCGUCGGAGGUUUUCUGUCAAAUUUCAUUGUGAACUCUCCUCUAGAGGAAUGCAUGAGACUAUUUGCAGCCGGUGAAAUUGUGCAGAACGUCGGAUGCACGUUUUCGAAUAUUAGCUAAUGUAUGUCAUAAAUUGUCCGAGUGAAAUUUGAAUUGGAAGAGGAAGAGAAGAAAGGAAGCAGGGCACACCUCGAUUAUGUGUGCGUGUAGUCUCUAAAAACCAGACGCAUUCACUUUCUCGAUCGUAGGCGAAAAGAAAAACGUAUCGUGGAAGCUGCGGACUUCUCUUCUGAAAUCGCGGAUCAAUCAAUGUCAAGGCCGCGGAACGUAUCUUUUUUUUGUACUAUAAUUUUCAACAUUUCGAUUCAAUAAAACCAAAAAUGAAAGAAACGAAGUGCUGCUAUUAUAACCGAAGUGUGUCAGUGUGUCUCGCAGUCACCCACGAAUCGAAUUUCCAUACCAAACAAAGUGAUUGCAUUACAUUUUUUUUUGUUUCGAGGGGGUUGCUUAACCUAUAUGUUGGGCAAUGCCAAUCAGUGACAUGCUAUUAAUUGGUGAUAAUUGAUCAGAAGCUAAACUUUCUCCAACAUUAUGGAAUAUUUUACCGUUUUAAUUUUUGCUUUUUUGAUGACUGGAAAAAUAUUUACAUUGAUUUUCUAUUUGUUUUUGAGUGAGAAAAAAAUAUGAACGUUAAUGUAACUUAAAACUAAAUCGAUUAUUUCGAAGCAAGGCCAUCGCUCGUGAAGAAUUCAAUGCCCGGAAGAACGCGAGUAAUCAUUAACAUCGCAUUGCUCAGCAAUCCACUAAUUUCAACGGCAAUCGUCUGUUUCUUUUUGUUUACGUAACUGUCUGUUGUUCCCUCAAGAAAGUAAUUAAAGGUUUCGUCUCACGGGUCAUGUGUACAGCAAGAAUUAAAAAAACACAUAAAAAACUAGUAGAAAAAUAACAAAAUUAUUAUAACCGAUUUAUUGAAAUUAUAUGGAGAUAUUGAUUACUGUUUGCGGAUUUAGGACACGUGAUUCCACUCGGAAACAGGUUUCUUCAUCUAAAAAUAAGGAAAUCAGUAAAUCCGCAUAUUGCCAUUUUUUUCAUUCUUUCUAUAUAAACAAUUAUAUGCGAAAACAUCCUAUUUAAUCAAUCAAUUUUCCAUGGAAAUCUGUUAUUGAAAUGCACUUGAUCAUGA
Messenger RNA from Nicrophorus vespilloides, 2097 nucleotides. Its product is annotated as adenosine kinase 1-like. The transcript has 5 exons. Lineage: Eukaryota; Metazoa; Arthropoda; Insecta; Coleoptera; Silphidae. The record is from RefSeq and is a predicted model, not a curated record. Gene Ontology annotation, biological process: purine ribonucleoside salvage. Gene Ontology annotation, molecular function: adenosine kinase activity. The coding region runs from base 84 to 1034 and encodes 316 amino acids. Gene Ontology annotation, cellular component: nucleus; cytosol.